Rhopilema esculentum is the source of this 3688-nucleotide messenger RNA. RefSeq lists its product as uncharacterized. Lineage: Eukaryota; Metazoa; Cnidaria; Scyphozoa; Rhizostomeae; Rhizostomatidae. The record is from RefSeq and is a predicted model, not a curated record.
UCCUUGUGGUCCAAGAGGAAGAAUUUGAGCACAACAGCAACGUGAGCAACGGGAAGUUUUGUCGGUGUCGAGUACCUAUCCGAGAAUUGCUUGCUAAAGAGCAAAUAUGAAACUAAGUUACUUUUCGCUAACUUUACUAACGAUAAAUUUGCUGCAUUUUGCAAUUGGUGAUGUGUCAUUAUCUGACGACCCUUCGUUAUGGCCUGGGCAUUUGCAACCGUUAGGAGCCGGAAGACCGAAAAUGAAAGUCGAAGAAGUUGAUGGGUUUCCAAAACCAGAAGAUUUCUUCAAGAAUUUUGUGCACACAAAACCAAAGAAGGCAGUCAUUUUCAAGGGUGGCGCAAAGCUCUCCCCAGCUUUCACAUUAUGGACAGAUGAGUACUUAAAGAAUCACCCUGAUUCUGAGACGAUGCAGUUUGAUGUCGAGGUUGGGAAAAAAGAAACAAGACAAGGAAAUAUGGAAAGAAGAAAUGUCAAGGAGUUUGUUGAGUCAUAUCGCCACGAUGAUGUAUAUGCUGUCACUGAUGUCCCACAAAAUCUCCAGAAUUUGUUUCUUCUCCCCCCUGUUCUACGAUGCAACAGCAUUAAAGGCCAGUUGUCAAUGAUGUUGAUGUGGUUCAGUUCAGGUGGCACAAAGUCAGUGCUGCACCAAGACUCAUUUGAGAAUAUCAACUGCCUUUUCAGAGGUCAGAAAAGACUCCUCAUUGCAGAAUAUCCAAAGUACAAGAAGCAGGUUGUAAUUGAUAGGCCAAAUGGCUACACAGCAGUUGAUGUUGAUAAAGUUGAUUUUGUAAAAUAUCCUGGAUUACGUGAAGUUGAGUACUUUGAGGCAAAUAUGGAAGAAGGCGACUGUCUAUAUAUUCCCUACCAGUGGUUCCAUCAGGUUACAUCAUAUGCAAAUGAAAAUAAAACAAAUAUGGCCCUCAACGUUUGGUGGUAUAAAAAUGACUCCUAUGCUCCACAAGAUUGCAAGAUGUCACCAGAAGAGGCUACACUUGACAAAUUCCAAUUUAAAGACCAUAAUCAAAAUGCAUAUGGUAGUGAUGACCAAGAAGAUGAAAGUGACAAUAUUGAAAGCAGAUAUGGGUUACUUUUCCAAGAAUAUUUCAAGAUAAAGAAUGCUGAAGAGAUCUCGUUUGACACAUUUUUGGAAGAUAUUGAAGAUUCGAAUGGACCCCUGGCUGAACUUGGUGUGCAUGAGAUUCAAAACAAACCCAGAAGAAAGAAAUUUGCUACUUUGUUUUACAAAGCUUUGGAUAUUGAUAAUAGCGGAGAGCUCAAUUUCAAAGACUAUAAUUAUGAUUUUGGUGAAAGUGAGGAUGAUCAAGGAGACAAUUAUUCACCAGAGAAAAUGGCAAAGUUAAAUGAAUUUUCCAAAGUAUCCCGAUUGCUGGAAAGAUAUUUUAACUGGCUUGAAAAGAAGAAUGAAGAAGUGAAAUCUCAGGAAGACACAGAGAAUAACAUUGUUGACCAAGAUCAAGAAAAGUCUUCAGGCCAGCCAAUAAAAGAGGAGCUUUGAGAUAAAUUUGAUAAUGGUUGUUGUUUUAUAUUGCUGAGUAUUUUUAACUAGGUUUUUUGUUAAAUUUUUAUAGGUAAAAAUAAUUAUGAAGUUAAGUGGGUUUACCUUAAAUCUUUCAACAAAAUCUUUUGCCAGCUAAUCACCAAGGAAAGUGACUAAAGUCAACUCUACUUAUAAUCACUACGCUUAGGGUCACCUCUACUAGUUACAGUCACAGAAUUUUACCCAAAAUAUAUAGCUCAUCAAUUGGGCUCUGUUUACAGUUGCAUUCUUUUUAUAGUAUAAAGCAAUACUUGGUGAGAAUAUAACCAAAAUGUACCAUUCUUAACACUUUGCAAAACCUUAAGUCUUCAUUCUAACUAGAAUCUUUCUACCAUAUUUCACUAUUCAAAACUCACCUUUGGCAUAUUGCAAAAAUCUCAAGAUACUGCAUAUUUGUGGACAAAUUUUAAUAAGACAAACCUAAAAGCCAACAAGGCACUAGAAUGACUUUUACUCCUAGCCCUACCCAUUGUGUGGAAAGGCAGGACCCUGGCUCCAAGCUUUCUCCCUAAAGAGAAUUAUUGCUUCUCUACUAAAUAAGGUUAUUGCCUUUCUGAUCCCCAUAGCAAACAGACUGUAUCUCACAAAUGCAAAAAGUGUUGCUUUUUGUUAUAAUUUUCUGUCCAUUUUCUUUAUCUUUCUAAGUAAAUGACAUUUACAUCAUUAAGUAAUAUCUCUUUUAGAACCACUGACUAAGCACAAAACAAAUAGUAUGCCUACAAAAUGUAUAAAUAAUAUAUGUUAUUUAUACUAACACCAUGAAUGAGACCUUGUUAAAUUUGUUCAUGAUUAAAAUUCAAAGGUUGUUAUCAUUGAAAAAAGUCACUGUUAAUGCCUCUCGUUCCAACAUAUGUGUUUUGUUUUGCUUAGAUAGGCAAAGUAGUCACUAACAUUACUCACUAGUAACUAAUAACAACAAUAAUAACGGUUUCUUAUUUGUCACAAUAAAAUAACUGUAGUUAUUUCUACAUGCACACACAAUUUUACAAUCAUAUUGCCAAGUACCAGAGACAGCUGGGUUUACUUUAAUAGAUUGUGAGAUAAUAUUUAGUACACCAUAUUUGCCAUGUAGAAGCAAGCCUAAGUAACUUCAUGGAAAAACUUAUUAUAGUCAAAAUUUUGAAGUUACAGCAUGCAAAGUUAAAUACACCAUACCCAAGUCAAACUGAAUAUGCAAUACAGCUGAGAUCCAUGCCCACUAAAUGCCCACUGUUUCAUUGUUUGGCAUUAAUGGAAAUGGAACAUCAUACGGUAUUUGAGUUUUUUCACAAAAAGGUGAAUCUGCCCCUUUGCAACUAAUCAAAGGCAGAUGGCUGCUUGACUGUUAUUUAUAAAAUAUCUAGCUAUUUAUACAUGGCUUUUCAUGAGAGAGCAGUAGAAGUUUAUGUUUUCAUAGUUUUUAUUACCUGCUACACGAACAACACAUUUGCUUUAAUUUCAUUGUAAAUUUCUAAUGUAAUUUUUCACUGAGAUUUUUACUCUAAUCACAUUAGCUGCUAUCUACAAGUACAUAUUUGGCUGUCAAUAGUUACUAACCAUGUGUUGCUAAUUCAAAACAUUUUUGAGAAUUUAUUUUGUUAUUUUUUCUAAACAAUCUCACUUUUCAUUCCCUUGUCAAACUGCUCAUAAAAUUUGCACUCUCUGGCUUAACCCCUCUCAUGCUAAGUGAAACUUUUUUCAUGUCAUUGAUUCUAAACACAGACUGUUGAAUCUGUUUUCUGUGUCAGUGAUUUUAUUUUUCAUUUUACAAUCUGGGUGUUAAUUUUUUAUAGCAUUUCUAUAUGUCUUCCUAUGAUUUGUUGGCUUUUUUCAUACUUGUCAAGUCUUAUGUUUUAUGUUUUUUCUCUGCUUGAGAUGUGUGUUUUAAACAACAUUUGUAUGAACCACAUUCAAAUUCUUGAGGUUUUAUGUUCUUAAAAGAAUAUUGAAACUUAAACUGAAUUGUUUUUUUUCCUUUGUAAUUUUUAAAAAAAAAUGUACCUAUUGGGUUUAGAAUAUUUGUAAACUGUUCAUAAUGAGUCAUGUAUUUUGCUUUUUACAGUUUUCAUUCUGCAUUUGUUUUCAACCAAAUUUAACAAAUUACAAAAAAUAUGGUUUUCUUAUGGUUUACAUAGGGUUUUAUACAAA